Messenger RNA from Ochotona curzoniae (black-lipped pika), 1123 nucleotides. RefSeq names its product bisphosphoglycerate mutase (gene BPGM). Gene Ontology annotation, molecular function: intramolecular phosphotransferase activity. The record is from RefSeq and is a predicted model, not a curated record. NCBI's taxonomy places the organism in Eukaryota, Metazoa, Chordata, Mammalia, Lagomorpha, Ochotonidae. The transcript has 3 exons. Gene Ontology annotation, biological process: glycolytic process. The coding region runs from base 184 to 963 and encodes 259 amino acids.
AGGCUGGGCGAUAGGGGUAGCGGCUUCUGGCUCUGGGGCUAGAAAAGAGCUUCGAUGCCGGCGGCAGCGAUGAAGUCUAGAAGCCGGCUGAGUAGAGGCUGCUGCUGGUGGGCUCUUUGCAGAUGUUUUGCUGUCCUUAACCAUUCACCCAUUUGAAAACACCAGGCAAGCUCAACCAUCAGUAUGUCCAAGUACAAACUUAUUAUGUUAAGACAUGGAGAGGGUGCUUGGAAUAAGGAGAACCGUUUUUGUAGCUGGGUGGAUCAGAAACUUAACGAUGAAGGAAUGGAGGAAGCUCGAAAUUGUGGGAAGCAACUCAAAGCUCUAAACUUUGAGUUUGAUCUAGUAUUCACAUCUGUUCUUAAUCGGUCCAUUCACACAGCUUGGCUGAUCUUGGAAGAGCUAGGGCAGGAAUGGGUGCCUGUGGAAAGCUCUUGGCGUCUCAAUGAGCGUCACUAUGGGGCCUUAAUUGGGCUCAACAGGGAGAAGAUGGCUUUGAAUCAUGGUGAGGAGCAAGUGAAGAUCUGGAGAAGAAGCUACAAUGUGACCCCGCCUGCCAUUGAGGAGUCACAUCCCUACUACCAUGAGAUCUAUAAUGACCGAAGAUACAAAGUGUGUGACGUUCCCUUGGAUCAGCUGCCACGGUCUGAAAGCCUGAAGGAUGUUCUGGAGAGACUGCUUCCCUACUGGAAUGAGAGGAUUGCUCCUGAAGUUUUAAGUGGCAAAACUGUUCUGAUAUCUGCUCAUGGAAAUAGCAGCAGGGCACUCCUGAAACAUCUUGAAGGUAUCUCAGAUGAAGAUAUUAUUAAUGUAACUCUGCCUACUGGAGUCCCCAUUCUCCUAGAACUGGAUGAAAAUCUGCAUGCUGUUGGGCCCCACCAGUUCCUGGGUGACCAAGAGGCUAUCCAAGCAGCCAUCAAGAAAGUAGAGGAUCAAGGAAAAGUGAAACGGGCUGAAAAAUAAAGUCUUUCUCAAGUGCCAAGUAGGAAUAGAUCCUAAAGGAGUAGCAUGUAGUAUGUUUGGGUGCUGACCUCUUUAUUUUUUUGUAAAUUUUUUACAUUUUUCCACAGCUAGCCUAUGGGUUAGUUUGUAUAAAUACCUAGAUUACUUGGCCCAAAUAGGG